AUUAAUUAAGGACGACAUAUCGCCGCAAUGUAACAGAAGUCACCCAUUGUCGUCAAUGACGAAGUUGCUGAUAACACUUCAAUUUCUAGCCAAAUCUGAGUUCUACAGUGAAGGUGGCAUGACUCACGGUGUCUCAAGAAGUUCAGUUUGUAAGAGUAUUUGGCAGGUGCUAAAAGCUUUAGACCGCCGCUUGAAUACUGUGUUAUUCCCUACAUCGGAGAGAGAACUGGUCCAAGUGAAACAAAAAAUUUUUGGUAUAGCCGGAAUUCCAAAUGUGAUUGGAGCAGUGGAUUGCACACACAUCGCCAUGUUAGCCCCAAGGGAGAGAGAAGACAUAUAUGUGUGUCGGAAAGGAUACCAUUCCAUUAAUGUACAAGCUGUUGUAGAUGCAAACAUGAGAUUCACUAACAUUGUGGCAAAGUGGCCGGGAUCCACACAUGACAGUGUAAUCUUUGACAACUGUAGCUUGAAGGACUGGCUGGUGGAUGGAAGCAAAGGAUGGCUACUAGGAGACUCCGGCUAUGGACUGAAACCAUAUCUUCUUACUCCAAAGCUGAAUCCAAUGAGCAGAGCUGAGAUCGCGUUCAACUUGGCCCACAGUCGUUCGAGGAUGGUAGUAGAGAGGGCGUUUGGACUGUUGAAGUCACGUUUUAGGUUAUUAAUGUUAUAACAAAUAGAUUUGAUUUUUAGCUCCACUGGCCAAAGGCCAGCGGGGCUUAUGUCAUGGUCCUUUGUCCGUUGUGCGUGUGUCCGUGCGUUUACUUUUCCU
Molecule: messenger RNA, 769 nt
Organism: Dreissena polymorpha
Lineage: Eukaryota; Metazoa; Mollusca; Bivalvia; Myida; Dreissenidae
Product: putative nuclease HARBI1
Exons: 5
Coding region: 56-670 (204 amino acids)
Source: RefSeq, a predicted model, not a curated record